CCAGCGCCUCAGUUCCACACUGGUGGCAGUGACUGUCCUUAGCUGGCUCCCGGCUGCUGUGCAGGGGGUGAAGCAGCCAUAAAUGACACGGGUCACCCUGCAGUGCCAGCAGCACCCCGGCUCCCCGGGAUCACCUCACCGAGAGCACAAGCCCCGAUUGUCCCCGGGAAAGGUCCCGUGUCCCCGGGGGCCCGGAGCAGCCUCUGCCGCCGCACCAGAGCGGCACAGCCUGCGCGCUCCCUGAGGAACCUCCUGCUGCCAGAAGGGCAAUUUGCAGCCAUUAUAUGCUUUAUUUCAGAAAUUGCUUUCCCGGGACUGAAAAUAUGAAAUUUUAAUUGCCGGGUUGUGUGAGGCGAGGAGGGGGAGCGCACUGUGGGUGGAAAAGCUCUGACGGUGGAGCUCUGAGCUGCCGGCACUGGGACAACAGAGGGCACCAGAACCUCCAGCUCAAGAAGAUCAGGGGAUAAAUGAGGCACUGGUGGAGAGCUCGAGUUUAUUGUGCUUCAGCUGUGACAGCCCUGGGACAGCCGUGCCCUGCACUGACACCCGUGGAUCUCUUUCCCUGCGUGUUCUCCGCAGCGUUUGUGAGGAGCCCGCGGCCCGUGGGCCCUCAGGGAGCAGAGACAGCCCAACAUGGACAACUGCACUGACAGUGAUGCACAGCGCAGCAUUGUGGUGCUUCAGGUGGUUGUGUACAUCCCAGUGCUCGCUCUGGGGAUCCCACUGAAUGCAAUUGCCUUCUGGGUCUUCUGCUGCAAACUCAAGAGGUGGACCGAGACCAAGGUGUACAUGAUCAACCUCAUUGUGGCUGACAGUUUCCUGCUCUUCACCCUGCCUUUCCUGCUGUAUUUUACCAAGUACAAACACCCCAUAGACCAGCUAUGUUUAGCCAUACAAAACAUCUAUUUUACAAACAUGCCUAUGAGCAUCCUUAUCAUCACCCUGAUUGCGGUUGAUCGAUACAUUGCAAUCAAGUUCCCUCUAAAAGCAAAGGUUCUUCGAUCCCCACUGAAAUCAGCUUCUGUCUGUGGUUUUCUUUGGAUAGCACUGAUAAUUUAUUCCAAUUUGUAUCACACACUUCACAGUAGCUGGGAAGGUUGUUGCUUUCGGAGACAAUCUGUUACACCUAGAUAUUCCUCUUUAUUCACCAGUAUCUGCGGGUAUUUUAUUCCAUUAGGAAUUGUGAUUUUUUGCUCAGUACAAGUCAUCAGAUGUCUAAAGAAGAAGAUGGUUUCAAGUCCUCAUGAGACCAAAUUAUUCCAGAAGGCCGUGCACAUUGUUUCUGUGAAUUUGUGUGUGUUUGCUGUCUGUUUCUCACCUUUCCACAUGUCACUGCUCUUGCGGUUUGCAGUGGAAGUUGCUGGAGCACAUUCUCUGAUCCAGGGCGUUACAACCUAUCUUAAGGUCUCUGCGUGCUUAGCAAAUUGUAACUGCUGUCUGGAUGCAUUUUGCUAUUAUUUUGCAGCCAAAGAAUUCCCAGAGUUUUCUUCUAUGUUCCCCAAGUGUACAUUUAUGAGGUCCAAGAUGAACCAAAGUGAGGAGUCACAGCCACCCACGGAUCAAGCGAUAGUAUGAACAAGGUGUAGUGCACGGCUGGUGUUGAGUGCCACAAUGCUGCUCAAGUUUGGAGGCACAGGGAAUGGAACCACCUACAGUGUAUGCAAUCAUUGUAGGUAUAUGUACAAAAAGGGGAAACACCUCCAAAGGGUCUGAUGUUAACUUGAAUUUUGUCCUGCUGUCUUCAGUACCUUGACUCCAGCUCUGACCACUGUCUCCUAUCGUUGCAUCACAGCUCCAGACGCCUCCUGGUGACAGCUUGUCUUGGUUGGCUUCAUGGCCUAUCACUUUCAGCAUCUUCUGACUUGUAAACCUCUGAAAAAAUCUCCUCCUGGGACUGCAAGCUCAUAUUCUGUUCGUGUAAACUUAGAGGCAAUUAACUUCCUUAGUGACAACUGACAUAGAGUUCCCCUACAAGUCUGUCACCAUGCAGUGACACUCAUUCAGACCACAGUCUGAAACCACGACUAGACCUUGGUCAAAGAAACACACAAAGGACUGUUCCCAGCACGGAAAGUGUCCCAAAUCCAGACAUUGCUUUCUGUCAGUUCUUUGGCAGACAUCACAGGGGAAGCUGCAGUGAACAGCUGUACAACAAAAACAGAAAAAACUACUCAGGUCAUUCAGUUGAUAAUUCACGUGCCAGUUUUCUUCACUGGUGUAUUUUCUAAUGCUCUGGCAUUACUGGUAUUUCACUGCAAGCAGAGCAAGUAGUCUGUGUGACAAGUUCAACCACUGAACACUGUUUAGCCCUCAUUCUGCCUUCUAAAUUCUCUUUUCACAGACAGGAAAAGAUAUGGAAGACAAAUAGUGCCCAAUCUUAACAACCAUCUAUUGCUUAAGGAGAUUUGUGUGUUGUCACCCCUGUAGCCAUCAACAAAUGUGCUGCAAUUAACUGCCCUCAGAAAUCAAGAGGCUUCUUGGCAGACAUCUCUUACAAUCCUGGCAAGUUGGUGUUCAGCAAGGAAAGACACUUCUACUUCAGGAACAGCAUAGAGAGCCUUCAAAAACAUUUUUGGACCUAGAAUUCCCUUCUGGAACCUCACGUCUCAUUGCUUAUAAUGAAUAGCUGUUCCAAAAAAAUUAUUAUGUUUUUUUUUAUUAUUUUGAAAAAAGAUAUGAAGAUUUGUAUCAACCUGUUAACCUACUGUUAAUCUAGAAAGCAAACAACUUGCUUGGUUUUGCAGAUUCAGUCAUGCUGAUGUUUUCUCUCAGUUAACAUGCAGAAUUGUUCAAUUUCUAGUGGGCUCCAAAUAGGUCAUCUACUCUGAAAUACAGAACAGCAAUGCUUUUAUACAUGUAGCCUCACAUACAGGUCUCAUAAAUGUUCCUUUUUCCUACCUUUU
Messenger RNA from Parus major (Great Tit), 2903 nucleotides. Its product is annotated as G-protein coupled receptor 35-like. The transcript has 2 exons. Gene Ontology annotation, molecular function: G protein-coupled receptor activity. The coding region runs from base 634 to 1575 and encodes 313 amino acids. The record is from RefSeq and is a predicted model, not a curated record. Gene Ontology annotation, biological process: phospholipase C-activating G protein-coupled receptor signaling pathway; positive regulation of Rho protein signal transduction. Lineage: Eukaryota; Metazoa; Chordata; Aves; Passeriformes; Paridae. Gene Ontology annotation, cellular component: membrane.